UGCACUUUUAUCUAAUAUAUAAUCAAGGUUAAAGAAAAAAGGUGAAGGAAGAGAAAAGAAAAGAAGAAGAAAGGUGGUGUAUAUGGUGGUUAGAUUUUAUUGUAUCGUGUGGUAGGAAUGGGUAGCGAAGAAGAGAGGGUUCUUGAGAACCAACUAGAACUUCAAUUGCACGAGCAAAGGGAUUCUCUCACUGCUAUCGAUCACGCUCUUCUCCUUGAUCCAACCAAUCCCGAACUCCUCGAGGUUCACGAGGAGCUUGUUCAGGCAAUUAAGGAUGCUGAGGAAGGACUUCUUCACCUAAAACGUUCAAGAUUAUUAUUUGAAGCAGACGCAGUGCUGCGUAGUACUAAUAUUUUUGCUGAAGAAGAGAAAGUAGAGCCACUUGAUCCUGCUGAUGUUGAACCAGAGCCACUAGAAGGAAAAUCCUUUUCUGUUGGAUCUAAAUGUAGAUUUCGUUACAAAGAUGGACGUUGGUACCAUGGUCAGGUGCUGCAAUUGGAUAAUUCAGUGGCAAAGAUUUCAUUUCUUACUCCUACAUCUGAAAAUAUGCUGGACCAGAACUCGGGGAAGACGAUUGGAACUGCUAGAGAGAUGAAUGGACUAUACUACCUUGAUGGACUUCAGUUUGGCAAUACAUCGUUUUUCGGUUCAAACAGAAUUGAUGUUCAACUGUCCUCCCUUAAGGAAUAUGUCCCAACAAUCUGGAAGCCUUCCCUUGCCGGGUCAAGUGUAUGGGCAGUCUCAAAUGCAAAUGCAGGAAUUUGGAGGGAAGCUGAGCUCGAGUCAUGGGAUGAAAAAGCCGGAGUUGGACAGGUUGUUUUCCGAGACGAUGGAAGUUCUGUGAAGCUUGGUGCACAAGAUGUGGUAUUAACUGAGUAUGCAGAUGUGAGUGACAUAGAUAGUGAUUUCAGCUCAGAACAAUCCGAUUACAGUGGCUCCGAGGAAGAGGAACCACAAGGUUUAGGAUUUAUGGAUAGUACCAACUUGCAGAAAGGCGUUCAAACUGAAACUGCUAUAUUUGCAAAGUGGGAGAAUCACACCAGAGGCAUAGCUUCCAAAAUGAUGGCGAAUAUGGGUUACCGAGAAGGAAUGGGCUUAGGUUUAACUGGUCAGGGUAUGGUUGAUCCCAUACCAGUUAAGGUCCUACCACCAAAGCAGUCAUUAGAUCAUGCACUCAAGUCUCAUAAAGUAGAAGGGAACACAGAGAAGCAAAGGAAGAAACGGACAAGAGGUGGUAGGAGAAAACGUGAGAAGAAAUUUGCAGAAGCAAUUCGUGCCGCAAAAGAAAAUGAAGAAUCAGCACCAGAUGUCUUUGCGCUAAUAAAUACUCAGCUAGCAAUGCAUGGUGAAGCUUCCAAUGACGGGGGAUCAAUGAAGAAGCAGCAAAGUAAAAGUUCAGGGGAAGGUAAAAAGGUGGAUAGGAGGGUGUUGGUUGCUUACGAGAAUGAUGUGAAGGAUUUGAAAGGGCAGGUUCAAAAGUUUGAACAAAUGGCGGAAGCAAACAAAAAAGAAAAGCCUGUUUAUGAUGCUGCUAUGAAAAAAUUAGUUCAAACUCGCAAGGCUUUGGCCGAGGCUGAAGCAGUUCAUGCCUCUGCCUCAAAUGAUGUUGUUAGCAAAGAAAAAGAGAAGAGAUGGCUUAAGUUUUAGUUAGUACUCGGAACUCAGUUCUGUUGGUAGUUUCAUAAUGUAAUGCCUUCACGGGUCUAAGUAACUACUACGAUACUAGUAUGUAGUUCAUGUACAUGCUCUGUUGUAGUGCAAGUGGAAGAUGUGUGUCAUUUUAUUUUAAUAAACCAUCAAUUUGAUUUUGAAACUAUCAUUUUAAAAUAAACCAUCAAUUUGACUUUGAAA
This is a messenger RNA of Lathyrus oleraceus (garden pea), 1851 nucleotides long. RefSeq names its product zinc finger CCCH domain-containing protein 18. Gene Ontology annotation, molecular function: metal ion binding; nucleic acid binding. The transcript has 4 exons. The record is from RefSeq and is a predicted model, not a curated record. NCBI's taxonomy places the organism in Eukaryota, Viridiplantae, Streptophyta, Magnoliopsida, Fabales, Fabaceae. Bases 118 to 1647 code for a protein of 509 amino acids.